Molecule: messenger RNA, 1280 nt
Organism: Acipenser ruthenus (sterlet)
Lineage: Eukaryota; Metazoa; Chordata; Actinopteri; Acipenseriformes; Acipenseridae
Product: lysosomal membrane ascorbate-dependent ferrireductase CYB561A3
Exons: 8
Coding region: 351-1082 (243 amino acids)
Cellular component (GO): lysosomal membrane
Molecular function (GO): oxidoreductase activity
Source: RefSeq, a predicted model, not a curated record
AACCUUCUCAUAACAGCCUGGUCGACUCACACGUGAGAGAACUACAUUUCCCAUGACUCUUUGCUAGCGAGAGACACGAACGGCUUUCUGAAGUUAAGAAAACAGCAGCUGUAGACUGGAGAUUAAGCGCACGCACACCACAGCGGCGCUGCAGUCUGAAGGUGGAGGCUGGGAUGUUCCUGCUUGCUGCCUCUCUCUGUUCCUGAUUCUUCUGCUCUCAGACAGACAGACAGACAGACAGAUAGAGAGACAGAGAGAGAGAGUGCACAAUUCUCCUGCAAGGGAAGCAGAAACAAGGGAACGUUGGAAAGACAACUGAAGAAGAGACGGCGACACAGAGUGCUCUCAGGAUGCGUGUCCCAGGGCAGCUAUACCUCACCUACCUGCUGGCUCUGUGCCUGGGUUUGCUCUGCAUGGUUUUCGUGGCGUACUGGAAUGCGACGUGGCGCGGUGGCUUUGCCUGGGACGGCUCAGCGAAGCAGUUUAACUGGCACCCAGUGCUCAUGGUGGCUGGGCUGACUGUGCUGUAUGGGAGCGCGGCAGUGCUGUACCGGCUCCCUCUCACCUGGGGAGGCUCCAAGCUGCCCUGGAAGCUGCUCCACGCCGGCCUCACUCUGCUGUCUUUCCUGCUGGCUGUGCUGGGGCUCUUCGCUGUCUUCAACUUCCACAACAAGGGCAACACCCCUAACUUGUACUCCCUGCACAGCUGGAUCGGCAUCAGCACUGUGGCCCUGUUCACAGGACAGUGGCUGCUGGGCCUGGCCUCCUUCCUGCUGCCCUGCACCCCACUGGAGCUCCGCCGACGCGCCAAGCCGCUGCACGUGUGGCUGGGCAGCGGCAUCUUCAUCCUGGGCAUCGCAGCCUCCAUCUCGGGCAUCAACGAGAAGCUCAUAUUCUCCCUGAAGGGUCUCAAUGGGACGGCACAGUAUUCAGCCCUGCCACAGGAGGCGCAGUUUGCAAACAUGCUGGGGGUCCUGAUAGUUGCCUUCGGAUUGACUGUGCUGAGGAUCCUGUCCAAUCAGGCGUGGCAGAGACCGGAGGGGGAGAACAGUGAGGUCACACAGCCGCUGCUGCAGGACUGAGGAGAGCAAGCGAGUGAGAGAGACGCCGCCUCCUCUUCCACACACAAGCUUGUCUGCGUUUCACCUUCACGCUGAUUCACUGGGUUUCUUUAGAUUCAAAAGAAAAACGUCUUUAUGUCUGUAUUUGUUUCAUUCGGGUUGUGUUCUGUUUGUAGAGAUUUAAAGAAAAUAAUAAUGUUUAAUAAAUGAUUUUCUCCA